Messenger RNA from Heteronotia binoei (common prickly gecko), 899 nucleotides. It is a transcript of the gene DCTN6, whose product is annotated as dynactin subunit 6. Gene Ontology annotation, biological process: mitotic spindle organization. Lineage: Eukaryota; Metazoa; Chordata; Lepidosauria; Squamata; Gekkonidae. Gene Ontology annotation, molecular function: dynein complex binding. The transcript is spliced from 7 exons. Gene Ontology annotation, cellular component: dynactin complex. The record is from RefSeq and is a predicted model, not a curated record. Bases 129 to 722 code for a protein of 197 amino acids.
GGCUACCGCUGCCAGGCUCACGAAUCGAAUGCUGAGAUAACGAUUCGAUCCUGAAGCGCUCUUCUCUCUCGUCUUUCACGGGGCUUCCGCUUUUCCCGAAGGCUUCUUAAUCACCAGCCGAGCAAUGGAUGCCUGAACGUAGGGGAAAUAUGGCGGAGAAGCUCCAGAAAAGUGUAAAAAUUGCUCCUGGAGCUGUUGUAUGUGUGGAAAGUGAAAUCAAGGGAGAUGUGACAAUUGGCCCCAGGACAGUGGUUCAUCCCAAAGCACGGAUUGUCGCGGAAGCGGGACCAAUAGUGAUUGGGGAAGGUAACCUUAUUGAAGAACAGGCAGUGAUCAUAAAUGGCUACCCAGAGAACAUCACACCCGAUACAGAGGAGGUGACACCCAAACCAAUGAUCAUUGGGACCAAUAAUGUGUUUGAAGUUGGCUGUUAUUCGCAAGCAAUGAAAAUAGGAGACAACAAUGUCAUUGAAUCCAAAGCAUUCGUGGGUCAGAACGUGAUCUUGACUAGCGGCUGCAUCAUCGGAGCGUGUUGCAACGUCAACACCUACGAAGUCAUCCCCGAGAACACGGUAAUCUACGGGGCCGACUGCCUUCGCCGAGUGCAGACCGAGAGGCCACAGCCACAAACGUUGCAGUUGGACUUCCUCAUGAAAAUCCUGCCCAACUAUCACCACCUUAAGAAGACCAUGAAAGCAACCUCAACUCCCGUGAAGAGCUGAAGACUUCCUUGCAUGAUUGCCAAAACCACCAUGGGGAUGUUGCCACCCUGCUUUGGGUGGUUCCCGUCUGCAAAAACUGGCUACCUUUUGGCUUACUAGCUCAUUCCAUUGUGCAAUCUAUUUUUUAUUUAUUCCAGUGCUGAAAAAGUAAAUGUUGCCUUUUUGUUUUCCUCUCAA